CCUCCCUGCCAGACCGACACGCGCAGAGAGGUUCCGGAUCCUCGAAACUUCCUCCCCUCCGGCGACACCGCGAUCGCCCUCCCCGGCGACAGCCGCCGCGUCGCUUCUGCUUCCGCCGAAACCGCCUCCCACCUGUUAUCCACUAUAGUUUCUAGUGGUUGGUUCUGGCCUUCUUGACACAAUGGUGAAGCUGACAAUGAUAGCACGUGUCACUGAUGGCCUUCCACUGGCAGAAGGGUUGGAUGAUGGGCGUGAUCAGAAAGAUGCUGAUUUCUACAAGCAGCAAGCAAAACUUCUUUUCAAGAACUUGUCAAAGGGGCAACAUGAAGCUUCACGGAUGUCAAUUGAGACGGGGCCAUACUAUUUCCAUUACAUCAUUGAGGGCCGAGUAUGUUAUCUGACAAUGUGUGAUCGCUCUUAUCCGAAGAAACUUGCAUUCCAGUACCUAGAAGAUCUGAAGAAUGAAUUUGAGAGAGUCAAUGGCAAUCAAAUUGAAACUGCUGCAAGGCCAUAUGCUUUUAUCAAGUUUGAUACAUUCAUCCAGAAGACUAAGAAACUAUAUUUGGAUACUAGAACUCAAAGGAACCUUGCAAAACUGAAUGAUGAGCUCUAUGAGGUGCACCAAAUUAUGACUCGCAAUGUUCAAGAGGUUCUUGGUGUUGGUGAAAAGCUAGAUCAGGUCAGUGAAAUGUCAAGUAGGUUGACAUCUGACACGAGAAUAUACGCAGAUAAGGCAAAGGACCUCAAUCGGCAGGCCUUUAUUCGGAAGUAUGCACCAGUUGCCAUUGUGAUCGGAAUAGUAUUGAUGCUCUUUUGGCUCAAAAACAAGAUAUGGUGAUUGGAAUCGACGAAGGAAGCUGGGGGCCCGUCUUGCAACACUGGAGAAGAACAGAUGAAAAUCAGGUCGAUUCUGGAUCAAGAGAUGCUUUGGUGACUUGUAUCCCGUAUCUGCCCAUUCAAGCGAGUAGUUGAGUUGCCUUUUGCCCCUCCCUACAAGCUAUUCAAGUGAAUUCGUUGAAGUAUAGACCUUAUUAUGAACUUAAUUUUGUGCAUCCUUGGAAAUCGUACAUACAAGAGCUCUGUAGAGCUGACUUUACGACAUCGGGGUUGUAAUUUUUUGGUGGAACUCAAUGUAAGGGUUCAGGCUGAUGAACUGUACUCCCGCACCUCACUACCUAUUAUGCCAUAUUUUACAACA
Molecule: messenger RNA, 1198 nt
Organism: Phragmites australis (common reed)
Lineage: Eukaryota; Viridiplantae; Streptophyta; Magnoliopsida; Poales; Poaceae
Product: 25.3 kDa vesicle transport protein SEC22-1-like
Exons: 6
Coding region: 182-838 (218 amino acids)
Biological process (GO): retrograde vesicle-mediated transport, Golgi to endoplasmic reticulum; endoplasmic reticulum to Golgi vesicle-mediated transport; vesicle fusion with Golgi apparatus
Cellular component (GO): Golgi membrane; SNARE complex; ER to Golgi transport vesicle membrane
Molecular function (GO): SNAP receptor activity
Source: RefSeq, a predicted model, not a curated record